Messenger RNA from Zonotrichia albicollis (white-throated sparrow), 1806 nucleotides. The record is from RefSeq and is a predicted model, not a curated record. Lineage: Eukaryota; Metazoa; Chordata; Aves; Passeriformes; Passerellidae.
CCUCCAGGACCCCUCCUCAGCUGCCGCGCUCCGACGCCCUCCAGCUCCUGAACCCUCCCCACCACCACCACCACCACCACCAGCACCACCACCACCACCACCAUGGUGCCACCACCCCUGUCCUGACCCCGUCCCCGUCCCCGUCAGGGCCACCACCAUGCUGCCGCCAUGAUGAUGGCCCGCAAGCAAGAUGGCCGCGUGCCCACCUACACCGUCAGCGUGGUGGGGCUGUCGGGCACCGAGAAGGAGAAAGGCCAAUGCGGCGUCGGCAAAUCUUGCCUUUGCAACCGCUUCGUCCGGCCCGGCGCCGACGACUUCCACUUGGAGCACACCUCGGUGCUCAGCACCAGUGACUUUGGAGGACGCGUGGUCAACAAUGACCACUUCCUCUACUGGGGCGAGGUGGCCCGAGCUUUGGAGGAGUGCGUGGAGUGCAGGAUCCACGUGGUGGAGCAGACGGAGUUCAUCGACGACCAAACCUUCCAACCUCACCGUAGCACGGCCUUGCAACCCUACAUCAAACGGGCGGCGGCCACCAAGCUGGCGUCGGCCGAGAAGCUCAUGUACUUCUGCACCGACCAGCUGGGCUUGGAGCAGGACUUCGAGCAGAAGCAGAUGCCCGACGGCAAACUGCCGGUGGACGGCUUCUUGCUUUGCGUCGACGUCAGCCGCGGCAUGAACCGCAACUUCGACGAGCAGCUCAAGUUCGUCUCCAACCUCUACAACCAAGUGGCCAAGACCAAGAAACCCGCCGUGGUGGUGUUGACCAAAUGCGACGAGGGCGUCGAGCGUUACAUCCGCGACGCUCACGCCUUCGCGCUAGGCAAGAAGAACCUGCAGGUGGUGGAGACCUCGGCGCGUUCCAACGUCAACGUCGAGCUGGCUUUCGGCACGUUGGUCCAACUGGUGGACAAGAGCAGAGGCAAGGCCAAGAUCAUCCCCUACUUCGAGGCCCUCAAGCAGCAGAGCCAGCAGAUCGCCGCCGCCAAGGACAAGUACGAGUGGCUCGUCGGCCGCAUCGUCAAGAGCCACCACGAGCUUUGGCCCAACGUCAGCCGCAAGAUGACGGCGGCGCCCGAGUACCAGGACUACGUCUACUUGGAGGGCACCCAGAAGGCCAAGAAGCUCUUCCUGCAGCACGUCCAGCGCCUCAAGCAGGAGCACAUCGAGCGCCGCCGCAAGGUCUACCUGGCCCUGCUGCCCCAAGCCUUGGACGCCCUGGUGCCCGAUCUCGACGAGAUCGACCGCUUGAGCCGCGCCAAGCUCGAGAAGCUCCUGGAGGCCAAGCCGGAUUUUCUCAAGUGGUUCGUGGUGUUGGAGGAGACGCCGUGGGACGCCACCAGCCACGUGGACGACGUGGACAACGAGCGCAUCCCCUUCGACCUCCUGGAGACGCCGGCGGCCGAGCAGCUCUACGAGGCGCACGUGGAGAAGCUGCGCAACGAGCGGAAGCGCGCCGAGAUGAGGAGGGCGUUCCGCGAGAACCUGGAGAGCUCGCCCUUCGUCACGCCCGGCAAGCCUUGGGAGGAGGCCAGGAGCUUCAUCAUGAACGAGGACUUCUACCUGUGGUUGGACGAGUCGGUCUACGUGGACAUCUACGGCAAGCACCAGAAGCAGCUCAUCGACAAAGCCAAGGAGGACUUCCAGGAGCUUCUCCUGGAGUACUCGGAGCUCUUCUACGAGCUGGAGUUGGACGCCAAACCCAGCAAGGAGAAGAUGGGCGUCAUCCAGGAGGUGCUGGGCGAGGAGCAGAGGUUCAAAGCUCUCCAGAAGCUCCAAGCGGAGCGCGACGCCCUCAUCCUCAAG